Molecule: messenger RNA, 3090 nt
Organism: Periconia digitata
Lineage: Eukaryota; Fungi; Ascomycota; Dothideomycetes; Pleosporales; Periconiaceae
Source: the annotation of a GenBank genome assembly
GCAAGACCAUCCUCAACCGCCAGCUCCCUCACUCGACAACUUCAACCCUCGGGACUACUAACUUUCUUUGUUUUCUUGUUUUAUUUUCAAUCCAAUUGCAUUUUCCGAAAAACAUCGACCGCAAACAUGGCCGCCGAUGGCGCGUCCUCCAUCUCCGUCACUGUACGAGUCCGCCCGUUUACCAUCCGCGAGGCAGCCCAGUUGGCACGAUGCGACGAGAGUACUCUCUUCCUCGGAGAUGGCUCGCUCGCUGCUGCACCCACCCCAAAAUUACAUCAGAAGGGUCUCCGUCCUGUAAUCAAGGUCAUGGAUGAGAAAUGCUUAGUAUUUGACCCACCUGAAGACAACCCCGUGCAGCGUUUUUCGCGAUCUGUUGUACCUCAGGGGAAGAAGGUCAAAGACCAAACGUUUGCGUUCGAUCGCGUCUUCGACGAGACUACAACACAGGGGGAUGUGUACGAGUCGACCACGAAACCUCUGCUGGACAGUGUGCUUCAGGGAUACAAUGCGACCGUGUUUGCAUAUGGCGCCACCGGCUGUGGAAAAACACAUACCAUCACGGGAACACCGCAACAGCCCGGCAUAAUCUUUAUGACGAUGCAGGAGCUUUUCGAAAAGAUCAAUGAUUUGCAAGAGGAGAAGGUCACUGAGAUUACCCUCUCGUAUCUGGAGAUUUAUAACGAAACCAUCCGCGAUCUGCUGGUGGAAGGGGGGAGCAAGCAGACGUUGAUGCUUCGCGAAGAUGCCAACCAAACGGUUUCCGUGCAAGGCCUCUCCAGCCAUCGCCCACAGAGUGUUGCAGAGGUCAUGGAAAUCAUCGUCCGUGGAAACGAGUAUCGAACCAUGUCGCCCACGGAAGCCAACGCCACCUCGUCGCGAUCACACGCCGUUCUCCAGAUCAAUGUCUCGUCCAAAGAUCGCAACGCCUCCGUCAACGAACCGCAUACCAUGGCAACUCUGAGCAUCAUCGAUUUGGCAGGUAGCGAGCGAGCAAGUGUCACCAAGAAUCGUGGAGAACGAUUACUCGAAGGUGCAAAUAUCAACAAGUCGCUCCUCGCACUAGGAAGCUGCAUCAACGCGUUGUGUGACCCUAGGAAGCGUAACCACAUCCCGUACCGCAAUUCCAAACUUACCCGUCUAUUGAAGUUCUCGCUUGGGGGCAAUUGCCGAACCGUCAUGAUUGUCUGUGUCAGCCCUUCAAGUGCACACUUCGAUGAAACACAGAACACCUUACGAUACGCAAACCGAGCCAAGAAUAUCCAGACCAAGGUCACGAGGAAUGUCUUCAACGUCAACCGUCACGUCAAGGACUACCUGAAGAAGAUCGACGAACAAAGGGCAUUGAUCGACGAAUUGAUGAAGAAACAAAAGGACAACGAAGGAAGCGCAUUCGUAAAGUUUCAGAAGCAGAGCGAAAAGAAGGAGAUUAUCCUGCACGAAGCCAUAGCUCGUCUACGGCAGGCGUAUGUGGAUUCUGAGGCAGAGAAGCGCGAGAGACUUGCGAUAUGCAAAACUCUCAAACAGGCAGAAAAGCGUGUUUCUCUCAUCUCCGCAUGGAUCGCUGCUUUCGACCAGGUCCAAGACGCUCGCGAGGGUGAGGAAAUGGCGCCUCAGGUCCUAGCCAUGCGAGACUCGGCGGUUGGCAUAUCUGCAGAGCUCGAGCAGACUCGACAGCAUUGCCAUCGACGAAUGGAGCGCACUAACUGGGCCAGCAAGUUGGAUACUGCUCACCAGGUUGGUUUAAGGCAGUUGACCGAAGUCGACGGCAACAACGAUAGCAACGAUGCGGCCAAUUUGACGAGGGAAUACGAACUUUUGAAAUCUGGCGCUGAGCGUGAAGUGCUUGCUGCUUUGUUGGAACAAGAGAAAGGAGGUGAUGCUGCAGUCGUUCAAGUGCUUGUAAAGGCACACAUCGAGACGGUGGCCAUUCUCAAUCAAAUCACACAUAUGGAUGAGACAGAAGCCGUCCAAGCCGCCAGGAAGAUUCUCACCAAGAUUAUGAACUCCUGUACCAACGCCACGUCGCAGGCAAUCCGUCCAGAUGGCGGCCUGCCAGUUACGGAAUUCUUUGCUCCGAGCCAUAAGGGCACACCCAAGCGCAGGAAGCCAGUUCAUAUCCAGGAUCCAUCUCCGAUGCGCCCGCUGGCUAUACCCACGCUGGCAGAGCCUCACUUGAUGUCGUCUCCUGUGAAAGCAUCUCCGCGACGAAGGAAGCUCGGUACAGCAAAGAAAGGUGUCCAGUUCUCGCCCGUGAAGAAGAAGUCACCCUCUAAAACAAAGCGUGGUGUGCGCUGGAGGGAUGAUACAGAGAACGGGACUCUCGCUGAGUUCCAGAAAACGCCGGAGCAACCUUUGGAGUCGCCGCAGAAAACUUCAUCGAUGGAAGUCCCACCGCCACCAUUUUCUACGAACGCUCCCUCGCACAUUCCUACGCCUACAUAUGAGCAAGACAGAUCUUCGCCUGUCCCUUCCCCCCCGAAGCCUUCAAUGGACCUAAAACCCCGCUCAAGCCGCUUUCAGACGGGCUUUCUUUCGAAGAAGGCCGAUGGCGCUUCGCCACCUACCAUCACUGCACUCUCUUCCGACUCUGAGACAUCCCCACUUCGUGAAAUCGGCAGCAACAUUGUUCGCCCAUCUGCUUUGAAUAUGGUCGAAAACGCAGAUACUGGUUCUGCGGGUAGUUCAUCUGGCUCCGAGGACGAGGGGUGGUCUAUGAACAAGGCAGACGCCCAGCAGAUUAACAACACUCUCAAACGCCGCUCCGUUUCGGGUUCUGUGCCAAUCAGUAGAACGCAACGACGCAGGAGCCCAACGGCAGCGGGCAGCCCCCCAAAUGAGAAUACCCUCUUCUCGGCCAGUGCGGCGCGACGGAUGGUCAAAGGCGAACACAAUAGCGACUGGAAGGCUAGCGUCCUCAGCCCUCGUACCGCCCCAGUUAUCAUCAAAAACGCACGUCGAACAACCAUGGCUGCCGCCGGAGACAAUCGACCGCAAGAGCCAACCACCUUAGGCAGGGCGCCCGUGAGAUUGGCAAGCAACUCUUCGUCGAGAGGUAGUCUCAUGGGCACCAGUAAGAGUGUUUGGCGUUGA